Staurois parvus is the source of this 330-nucleotide messenger RNA. The record is from the annotation of a GenBank genome assembly. Lineage: Eukaryota; Metazoa; Chordata; Amphibia; Anura; Ranidae.
GCAUCUCCGACGAGGUGGGGGGUGGUCGAACAAAACAGUUCUCUCCCCACUCAGUCAGCUCCUGCACACUGCUUUGCGCACAGUGAAGCACAAACACAAACCCUUUGAUCACCCCACAUGUUAACCCCUUCCUGCCUAGUGCCAUUAGUACAUAAAACACACACAGUUAACCCUUUGAUUGCCCCAGAUGUUAACCCCUUCCUGCCCAAUGCCAUUAGUACAGUGUCAGUGAUUUUUAGUAGCACUGAUCACUGUGUACUGGUGUCACUGGGGAUGUCAGUGACACCAAGUCAGUUUCCCCCAGUGUUAGAAUGCCCCGCCGCAGUCCCG